GGUGGUCACCGGUGCUCUCUCUGUCGUCGCGCGCGCGGAACACCUCGAGAGUCGCGCUCGUUCCACGCACAACACCUGCCGCUCACGAUCGCUCGCUCGUACACGCCGUUGUCCGUUCAUCCGUGACCGCUUUCGAGAAAGUGUCCGUCGCGAAUUACCGUCGUCGCCUGGUCGUCGAUCCCCGCGAAGGACAUCGAUCGAUCAGACUUUCGGGGUAAGGAGAGACCGAGCCUAACAGGACCAUGGACGGCAAGAACGCGUCGGUCGAUCCGACACUAGUUCGCGCGGCAGAAUGAGACUGACCGACACGCGAAGAAACAGGAAGUAUCCCCGGCAUCGGUCAAAGUUGAACGCGGCAACAUGCUGCUGCCGCAGGACAUGAUGGCAGCCCAGUCGAAGAUGCUGUAUCAGAUGAACAAGUACUACGGCGAACGGGUGCAGGCCCGAAUGGGCCAGGUACAGAAAACCAUUAGGGAGGUGUGCAAGGUGGUGCAGGACGUGCUGAAGGAGGUCGAGGUUCAGGAACCUCGGUUCAUCUCGUCGUUGACCGAGUGCAACGGCCGCUACGAGGGCCUCGAGGUGAUCUCGCCGGGCGAAUUCGAGGUGGUCCUCUACCUGAACCAGAUGGGAGUGUUCAACUUCGUCGACGACGGCACCCUGCCGGGCUGCGCCGUGCUGAAGCUCAGCGACGGACGCAAGAGGUCCAUGUCGCUUUGGGUCGAAUUCAUCACCGCCUCCGGUUACCUGUCCGCCAGGAAGAUCCGCUCGAGAUUUCAGACCCUGGUGGCACAGGCCUGCGACAAGUGCGCCUACAGGGACUCGGUGAAGAUGAUAGCCGACACCACCGAAGUGAAACUUCGCAUCAGAGAGCGAUACGUGGUGCAGAUCACUCCAGCCUUCAAGUGUUCGGGCGUGUGGCCCAGAUCGGCGGCCCAUUGGCCAAUUCCGCAUAUACCUUGGCCACAUCCUAAUCUGGUAGCCGAAGUCAAAACGGAAGGAUUCGAUUUGUUGUCCAAGGAGAGCGUGGCUCUUCAGGGGAAACAGUCCGCGAUGGAAGGCGACGCUUGGGUUCUGUCCUUCACGGAAGCGGAAACGAGAUUGCUUCAGGGUGGCUGUCGCAGACGGUGCUUGAGCAUAUUGAAAACUCUGAGGGACAGACACCUCGAUCUUCCCGGAAAUCCGGUGACCAGCUACCACAUGAAGACGUUGCUGCUCUACGAAUGCGAGAAGCAUCCCCUGGAGACCGAGUGGGACGAGGGCUGUCUGGCUGACCGUAUCAACGGUAUCUUUCUGCAGCUGAUAUCCUGUCUUCAGUGUCGAAGAUGUCCACAUUAUUUCUUACCCAAUUUGGAUUUGUUCAAAGGGAAAUCACCCAGCGGCCUGGAAAACGCGGCGAAACAAGUCUGGAGACUUACUAGAGAAUUGUUGACUAACAGUCGCGCUCUAGAGAAGCUUUAGCGGUAUUUUUUCGGGGAGAAAGGAUUCGGUGACUCGCGGGAAUCACGUUUUCAGAAUAUCGCUUUCUUUACCCGCUUUUUAUCCUCGCUUUCCAACUUGGGAAGUCCACUUUUAACUCGUUACUUUUCUCAACACGCGCUUCAACAUAUGGGGAUAUGGGGAUGGUGUAACGAACCUCGUAAACCAUAACUAUCUUUUUACCUUUUUUGUCUUUUUUUCCACGGGAAUAACAAAAGUCAGACUUUCAUCGUUGGUGCAGCGACAGAUUCCGGUGCUAUUUCGUACUGUCAAAAAACGAAAGUAAUUGUUGCUAGGUUUUAUUUUAGUCUUAUUUCGAUCGUUCCAAUCAGAACGUUAAAUUGAAUGAAUUUAAUAGAUUAUUUCUCGACGUUCACCGAAUCACCAAGAGUGCGCACUUUUGCAAAUAUUAUUACCGUGUUUUUUAUACAAUCGAAAAGCUUUCGCUUAUAGCGGAAUCUUGUGCUUACUAACGCAGAUUAGACGGUGCUCGCGCACCGAGUUACCUGUAACGAGCGUUAAAAUAUAUGAACGAUUAAUUAACUACUUCGUUAGCUGCUCUCACCCAUUUAAUAGCUCGUGUGAAUCGUCGUGUGAUCCGUUGUCGUUAAUUAAUCUAAUGUUUAUAAUCGGUUAGCGGCGUGCUACCGGCGGCAGUACCUAUACGUAUUGUUGUAUGUACAUACUUUUUUAUAUUAUUUAAACAAUAUUUAUUUUUAUUCGAAUCAUUGUUCGAACAUACACACACGAUGUAAAUAAUUA
Molecule: messenger RNA, 2238 nt
Organism: Megachile rotundata (alfalfa leafcutting bee)
Lineage: Eukaryota; Metazoa; Arthropoda; Insecta; Hymenoptera; Megachilidae
Product: protein mab-21 pseudogene
Source: RefSeq, a predicted model, not a curated record